Molecule: messenger RNA, 1645 nt
Organism: Aspergillus ochraceoroseus IBT 24754
Lineage: Eukaryota; Fungi; Ascomycota; Eurotiomycetes; Eurotiales; Aspergillaceae
Product: NADH-quinone oxidoreductase subunit D
Exons: 2
Coding region: 53-1486 (477 amino acids)
Biological process (GO): mitochondrial electron transport, NADH to ubiquinone
Molecular function (GO): NADH dehydrogenase (ubiquinone) activity; quinone binding; NAD binding
Source: RefSeq, a predicted model, not a curated record
CUGAGGACAGUCAGCCUUCUCUCCCUCCGAGUCCCUCCCUACGAUCCCCCGAAUGGCUGUUUCCUUUGCUCGCCUGGCGGGCAAUGCCCCCAAAACGCUCUGCUUGCGCCCCUCCGGCAUUGCCAGGAAUACCACUAUCCCCAGAUCCCGGUCGAUUGCGACCUCUAUUCCUCGUCGAGCGGCAGAGGCUACCAGCUACCAGGCUACUCGCCUGAUCCCAACCGACCCGUCUUUCACACAUCUGGCUAACAAGGGCCCCAGCGAGUCCGAAACUCCCGCGGCUCUGGAGUCCGAGGCUGAAGGGGUCGACCGUAAAAUCCGCCAUUACACUGUCAAUUUUGGUCCCCAACAUCCUGCCGCUCACGGUGUGCUUCGAUUGAUUCUGGAGCUCAAUGGCGAGGAGAUCGUCCGUUCCGAUCCCCACGUCGGUCUACUCCACCGUGGUACCGAGAAGUUGAUUGAAUACAAGACCUAUAUGCAGGCUCUGCCUUACUUCGAUCGUCUAGACUACGUCUCCAUGAUGACGAAUGAGCAGUGCUUCUCGCUGGCUGUUGAGAAGCUGUUGAACAUUGAAAUCCCCGAGAGAGCCAAGUAUAUCCGCACAUUGUUUGGAGAGAUGACCCGAGUCCUGAACCACCUUAUGUCCGUCCUCUCCCACGCUAUGGACGUCGGUGCCUUGACACCUUUCUUGUGGGGUUUCGAGGAGCGUGAGAAGCUCAUGGAAUUCUACGAGCGAGUAUCCGGUGCCCGUCUCCACGCUGCCUACGUCCGUCCCGGUGGUGUUUCCCAGGAUAUUCCUCUUGGUCUCCUGGAUGAUAUCUACCAGUGGGCUACUCAGUUUGGAGACCGUAUUGAUGAGACCGAGGAACUGCUUACUGAUAACCGGAUCUGGAAGGCCAGAACCCAAGGUGUUGGUGUUGUGAGCGCUGCUGAUGCUCUGAACAUGAGCUUCACUGGUGUUAUGCUCCGCGGCUCCGGUGUCCCAUGGGAUAUCCGCAAGUCCCAGCCAUAUGAUGCUUAUGACAAGGUAGAGUUCGAUGUUCCUGUCGGUGUUAACGGUGACUGCUACGACCGUUACCUCUGCCGUAUGGAAGAGUUCCGCCAGUCCCUCCGUAUCAUUCACCAGUGCUUGAACCAGAUCCCCGCUGGACCUGUCCGUGUUGAAGACUAUAAGAUCAGCCCCCCUCCCCGUGCUGCUAUGAAGGAGGGCAUGGAGUCUCUGAUUCACCACUUCCUCCUAUUCAGCAAGGGUUACGCCGUCCCUCCCGGUGAGACGUACUCCGCCAUUGAGGCUCCUAAGGGUGAGAUGGGUGUGUUUCUGGUCAGUGAUGGUAGCGAGAGACCCUACCGCUGCAAGAUCCGUGCUCCCGGAUUCGCCCACUUGGGUGGUUUCGACCAGAUCUCCCGUGGUCACCUUUUGGCCGACGCCGUCGCUAUUAUCGGUGAGUGCCGCGAUAACUACCACCCCACUUUUAAAUUGAGAUAAAAUUACCUAACUAAACCUCUCUUCCAACUUCUAGGCACAAUGGAUCUCGUGUUCGGUGAAGUCGACCGGUAGAGUUGGAUGGAAUCGAAAUCUCUGAUCUCCGAAUCUUCUGUACAAAAAGCCCCUUCCUCCCCCGAGAUACAUCAGCUUGAUUUCGAG